Lodderomyces beijingensis is the source of this 1110-nucleotide messenger RNA. NCBI's taxonomy places the organism in Eukaryota, Fungi, Ascomycota, Pichiomycetes, Serinales, Debaryomycetaceae. The record is from the annotation of a GenBank genome assembly.
AUGGCAGCCCCAUUAGACGCAUCGAAGUUGCAAAUCACCAAAACCACCACCCCGGCAACCCCACUUCCAAACAACCAGCUCAAGUUUGGUCAGUCAUUCACAGAUCACAUUUUGGAAAUAGACUGGACUGUGGAAGAAGGAUGGGGCACACCAACCAUCACACCAUACCACGACUUCAAAAUGGACCCGGCAACAGUCGUGCUCCACUAUUCGUUUGAGUUGUUCGAGGGUCUCAAGGCCUACCGUGACUCCAACGGCCAGAUCCGCACAUUCAGACCAGACAAGAACAUGGAGAGAAUGAACAGGUCCGCCAAGAGAGCAUCGCUUCCACAAUUUGACAGCGAGGAGUUUAUAAAAUUGAUCCACCAAUUCUUACUCUUGGACGAAAGAUUCGUGCCUCUGGGAAAAGGCUACUCGUUGUACUUGAGACCUACAUUGAUCGGUACUUCGAUCGGAUUGGGCGUCUCCUCACCAACUAAAGCCAAGUUGUACAUGAUCGCGUCCCCCGUUGGACCAUAUUUCGGCGCUGGAUUCAAGCCAGUCUCAUUGGAGGCCACCGACUACGCCGUGCGUGCAUGGCCCAAAGGUGUGGGAUCAUACAAGCUUGGAGCCAACUAUGUUUCAUGUAUCGAGCCUCAAGCUGAAGCAGCUAAGCGUGGCCACUCGCAAAACUUGUGGUUGUUUGGAGACGAGGGUGAAAUCACCGAGGUUGGAGCCAUGAAUGUGUUUUUCGCUUUUGCCAACGAAGACGGCACAAAAGAAUUGGCCACUGCGCCCUUGGACGGCAUGAUCUUGCCCGGUGUCACGCGUGACUCGGCUAUCCAGUUAUGCAAGGAGAAAUUGGGCAAAGAGUGGAUUGUCAGCGAACGUAAAAUCACCAUCCACGAGGUGAAGGAGCGUGCUGCCAAGGGGCAAUUGAUCGAGGCUUUUGGAACCGGUACCGCCGCCAUUGUUGCACCAAUAAACAAUAUUGAGUUUAGAGGUGAACAGAUUACUGUGCCUUGCUCUGCUGGUGGAUCAGGUGAAAUCGCCAAGUCUGUUUGCGAGUGGGUGCAAAAUAUCCAAUAUGGAGAUGAAGAAUUCAAAGAUUGGUCAAGAGUUGCCGCUUGA